CACAGCUGGCUGCGCGCGUCCCACAAACACACACACGCACGCACACACGCACAGGUAGGACGGGGUGAGACAGGAAUGAGCGCCCCUUUGCUACAACUAGCUUUACCUACGGGGCCUCUCUACACAACCCUCGUGAGACUCGCCCGCCGCCGGCUCGUCGCUGGAUGUGGAGGGAACUGGCUUAACGUGUCUACUUCACGGUUAGCAAGUGGUGGAAGCCAGCCAGGUUUUUUUUCUCGCGGAGUUCACUUCUGGAGUUAUUGUUUUCAGUUGGAAUUAUCCCCUUUAUUCUCUCGUUUGGAUUAAUCCAGUGGACUUUAAAAACGAACAAACUUGGAUUAAGUUUGGGAACUCGCCCUGGGAAAAGCGUACUGCCCACUCUGACGGAUGUCCGGCCCGGCUCGAAGGGGGAGGUCUAAAGAGGAGGGAGGUGGCUGCGUGACGUCACAGCUGUAUGUAGCCAGGUGACGAGGACUGCACGUGGAUUAGCCGACUGAGCCCUGCAUUCACUGACUUGUGUGAUUGGAUUCUUGUCAUUUCUGUGAAGUCAGCGCCGACAGAGUCGCUACACACACCGGGACUUGCUCCCUCUGGUACCUGAGACUGCAACGUUUACAUUUGCCUCCAUUCUGUCCUGGUCCUACACCGUUUAGAGGAUCACAACGACUUUUUUUUGUGCGUGGAUAUACUCUUGAUUGACUGACGUCAUGUGGAAGUACUGGUUAUUCUCGCUUUUGAUUUUUCUUCUGGACCUGCAGGUGUGCUGGACAACAGUGUGCAAAACGAAUGGUCCUCUUGGAAUGAUAACGGGUACCAUCAGAGACUGGCAGAUCACUUCUUCCUCCACGUACCCGCAGGAGUGGGAUCGGCGCUGUCACGAGAAGUAUGCCCGCGUCUACCUACCCAACAAGUACGGGUGGUGCGCCAAGUACAAGUCGUCAUCUGAGUGGCUGCAGGUGGACCUGGGAGUCGCCGCCAGGGUAACAGGAGUGAUGACACAAGGUCGUGGCGACGGAACUGAGUGGGUGACACGGUUCAUGGUGUCCUACAGCAUGGACGCCUACCACUGGAACUACAUUGUCGACAACUAUGGAGACCAGCUACUCUUCGAAGGCAACACGGACUCCUACACAGUGAAACAUUCCUACCUGGACAGGCCAAUAAUCGCCCGCUACAUCAAGUUCCACACAGUCCAGUGGCACAGACACCCCUCCAUGAGGGUAGAAAUCCUGGGUUGUCAGCUGUGUAAGGAACCUCUGGGAUUACCUCCCUACGGCACGUUGACAGCCUCGUCCUCCAGAGGGCGCCGCAAGAGGUCGACAUGUCAGCCUGAAGAUGGCCACAUCUUGUCGAGCAAAGGCUGGUGUGCCAAAGCGGAUAACGAUUCCCAAUGGCUGCAGCUGGACGUAGGCCCCCCGACCCUAAUCACGGGGGUGGUGACCAAAGGGCGGGGCGACACGCGACGGAAGCACUGGGUGGAACGAUUCAAGAUCUCGUACUCCAACGAUACCCGUGUGUGGUACUUCUACAAGGACGCUCACCACCUUGACCCAAAGAGUCGAUGGUUGUGGAGCCCCUCGCUUAAUACAACUUCCUCGCAUUUAAUACCUGACAAAUACUCCGAGGAGGGACUGCUGUUUGGCGGCAACUCCGACAAAGAGACGGAGCGAGUUCACUUCCUGAACUCACCUUUCGUGGCUCGCUACGUGCGCUUCAUACCUGUGGAAUGGCGCAAGAAGAUCAGCAUGCGCGCCGGGCUUCUCGGGUGUCCUUUCACAGGCGACUGCGGUGAAGGUUUCAUGCGAGUGAACGAAGACACACCUUGUGUCGAGAACCUGGCCUACAAGAAGGACUCGUGGAUCAACAAGAAGACCCAGUACAAACGUCACAUCCGUCACAAGCUGCCCGAGGGACAUGCGGACCGCGCCGUGGACGGCAACCUGGACGUGCAGCUGCAGUCGUGCACCAUCCUGGACAACCUGUACGGCAAAUACCCGCUGUGGACCGUCGACCUGGGUCAGAAGCAGAGGGUGUCAGGAGUCGUCAUCUACACAUGGCAAGGCGAUGAAAAGGCCACGUCGUUCCGCGAGUACAUGAGCAACCUGGACAAGCUGAUGGUGUACGUGGAUGAUAAGAUUCAGCAGAAGGAGGACGAACACGACGAGUCAUACGCCAGCGGCAACAUGUGCAACUACAUCUCCAGCCUCAACAACGCCCUCUUCGCGCCCAAGGUGGUGAUGCAGUGCGUGCGGACCCUAGUCGGCCGCUACGUCCUCAUCGAGGCCUGGGGCCGCCAGAUCGGCUGGAGCAGGCUUUUCGGGGCCGUGUUGUGUGAGGUCCAGGUCUUCUCCUAAGCCAGGGCCUUGGACUCUUCCCAUCCCUUUGAAGACGUGGACUUUGAAGAAAUUGAUUGUGUUCCGAUUCUGUGGACAGGCGACGCGCAAGCCAAUUAGCUGAAAUACUUAUCGCGUGCACUGAUUAUUUAAAAAGGAAACUAAUUGGUGAUAAUGACCACCAAACGAUAAGAGGACUCCGACUUCUGUAUGUUUCAAAGGAGGAAAUGGAAGAGUACAUUGACUGAACAAGAUUGAGUGUCAUUCACCUCCCUGCCUACUGUGGACUCUUACAAGGGCCAUGUUAUCUUUCAUUACUUUUGUACAAGAAACAGAACUGUCCCUACCCUCAGUGCUUGUUAAUCUUUCGUCUCAUCUCGGAUAUUAAGAACAUUUUGCCUUCAAUUGCCAUACUGGAGUUCGCACAAACGUAUGUGUGCUGAGGAGAGGGAUCGUGGACUAACCACCGAACCUACAUAUUUUAGAAGCGACACGCAAACAAUAAUUUAUAUAAAGUGCAUAAACAUUCUCUCGUACUGGACAGCAAAUAGUUUUCUUAUCAUUUCUAUCGUUUUCUUACAGUAUUGUAAUGCUGCUGUACUUGAUUGUUCAGGGAAGCUGUCCACAACGAAAGUCUGCGAGAAAGUGUACGAAAAAAAGUUCUUCUGACUCGGUAAGCUUCCCCUUAGCGAUGUUAGCUCUUCUGUAAAUAGGUGUGAUGGGUAGUUCGAUCAGGAACAUGCUCCCUCACCCAGCCAAUAUAGAUCCUACUCGCAUUUAAAAAAAAGACUGCGAAUAACUGGUCCAGUUCGGUUUUUUUAAAGAUGAAACGAGAAGCACGGCAUCAGAGAGGAUGCUACUCACUGUAGUCCUCAGAUGCAUGUUGGAAAUCUCAAAGUCCGACUCGGACAAAAUGUUUAAUUAGCACAGUUACAUCCUACAAACCGUAUUCCACGUAUUGCUGUAGGUGACGCGUUGAGGUGACGCACCACUCUUUGAUACUAAACCAUAAACAUAAACCUACUGGUUUAUAUCCUCCAACGCCGACCUCACCGCUUCCUUCACUCGCUGGCCACCCAGCGCAUGUUACUCCAGAGACAAAAACCCUCGAAAACCGCCGACACCAUUUUUAAACCCUAUUUUACUCACUGUUAAUAAAUAAGUUACCGCGGGACAAUUUAUGUUUAGGCACGAGUUUUCAUAAAGUCCAUCUCCGGUAACCGCCGUCAGCAGAUGGCGCCACGUGAUGCCGACCUGAUGAAGGUUCAAGGUUGUGACUCGAGGAGCGAACAUUGGACAGGAGAAGAGGUAGCCGAACACCAGAAGCUGGGAGACAGGUGGUCGAACACUAUUCCCACCACGUGGUAGAGGGAGGGGACCGAGUAGGUGUUCGGACGGUGGUGUUUAAGGAGCACGUGACCCGUGUGUGUCCAGAGAAACAGUUUUGUUCCGAUGAUCUGUGAGGGCGUCGCUCCUGUCAGAAAUUUGCAUCACUGGCUCCCGACAAAUAUUUCCCCCCGUUCCCUUGUUUCAGCUAAAACCAAUUUUAAUGAUGUAAAUUAAUAUAGCAAAGUGGUUAUCAAACAGAGGCCAGUGUCACGCAGAAAUCAUGUACAAAAUAUGCUGUAUUAUUUUAGUCCACUUUGUACUUUGUGUACUUGUUUUGUUUUUCAGUUUGUUUUCAUGCGUUUUCUGACACUAGGCAAUGGAAAUUUCUAGUGUGCUUGUUUGUGAUGCAAAAUUAUUGUUGGUUGUCUUUGGUAAUGUUAUAUCAGGGAUUUAUUGUUACACUAUUAACUGUUAUGUCUUUGCCUUGGACAAGGGCGUGUUUGGGGAUUAAUGUCGGAAUCUGUUUUUUGAGGUAGCUAAUUUAACUUCGUACAUCACUUAUACAUCACUAGUACAUCACCAAUAACACUCACAGUACCUUAGCUUUAUCUAUAACCAGUGCUCUAGGACCGAGGACAUCAUCUGACCCUGUGCCAACAGUCCUACAAUGAAUCCCAAAAGUUAAUGAAUGCAGCUAACACACAAACAACGGAAAGAAAAUAGAUAAAUGAUCAUUAUGGUAAUAGAUCACGAUAAAUAGUUUUUGAAAAAUGGUCUAGAGACAUGAAAAAAUGUGAUAAGAAUUAACCAUGAUUGCAAGAAUGUCUAAGACUAGCAUAAAAAUGAAAAUCUUAUCGUCUUCAAGACACAAGUGGAGAGACAGAAGGAAGUAACUAGAGAGAAAUGGAGAACUGCUUCAUGUAACGACGCGGAAGGCUUAGAUCGCUAGCCGAGGAUGUAGGCAACACUUAGAUGAAAUAGAAUGACAAACACAUAUGCAAGUUUUCUCUGUUAGUGUGUUUGUGUGUGUGCUUGCGUGAAUGUUUGCGAGAAAGUGCGUGUGCCACAUAUACUGUAGUCUCGGCAGCCAUCCUUCCUAACUAGAGUUUAGCAAUUUUUUUUUUCUCUUUUUUAAUAUCUGAAAACGAACUUACAAAAUAAAUGUGGAAGGGCGACUUGCGUGACUUUUGUACAUAGGAAAUGUAGUUUGCCCUGCAGGUAGCCUCUGACCUCAUCGACUUCUGGUGCCUUCUUGUUUCAGAAGCUUUACAAACAGAACAGAGAAACAUGUACGCUGUAAGCUUUCUCUGCAUAAUUACUAUUAAUAUUUCAUCAUUUGGUAAGCUUGAAUGUGAUUGGAAAGACUGUUUACCGUUUUAUAUAUGGACGCUAGAGUUUGUUAAAGGUGAACAGACUGUUUCUCGUGCGAACAAUUGCGGGUGCUGGCGCGCGCGUACGUGUGCGCGAGGAAGAGAGAAAGAUGUUUACUUGUACUUCAGAAAGGAAUUGUACCUGUUUUCUUUUAUUGUAUUUGUACUUCUCAUUGCUGAUGAAACACCUGUUGUUUUUUUCUUCAUCUCCGCAUAUUUUAUGUCAUACUGGAUGUAUAUUGCUUUCACAUAUUUAUUUCGUAAUACCGUCAUUAUACACAUGCGAAAUCAUCUUGACUUCCAUCUUGAAUCUCGCGUCAAAACACAGGGAGGGGAAGAAAACCGACAUGGAGAGAGAGAGAAGGAAGGAAACUUCUUUGUUUUUACUGGAUAGUUGUUCGAUACAUUAAUAAUGCAGCGAGUAAAAACAUCCGAAGUUAACGAAAUUGUUGACCAACAGUUUUGAAAAUGGCUGUUAGCAAGUACUGACAGUGUGUGCCUUUAAUUUGAAUACAAGAAAUAAUAACUCUCCCGUCAUCUGUACCUUUCUUUUGGCUACAAAAACGGAGAAGGCAGGAAGUAAGUGGAAUAUGAGUGGUAAGAAUGUCCUACCCCUACAUGUAGGCAGGUAGUGCUGGCGCAACACUUGUCGUUACCGACAGGGAGGACCGGCUGUUGGAAUAUCUCCGGCACGCUGUUCUGUGUUACACCUGUUCAGCUCCGGCAGCGUUGCCAUGGCGCAACAUUAGCUUGUUGACUCCUCACAAAACACAUUUCUUAAUGUCUUAAGUAGUUCCUUCCCUUUUAAUUUCAUAGGUGGUUAGUUUCCAGCCAUGUUAUUGCUUUGUAUUCUUGCCGACCGAAUUAUAAGGCAACCUUAGCGGUGUUGUGUUGGCAUUGUUUGUAGUGUUGGCGAUGUUGUGAGAAAAAUAAAAACCGCCUCAGUUUGUUGCACCAAGAGGACGGAGGUGGUGUUGCGAGUAGGGGGAGCAGCCAGAAAAUUUCUGACGAUGUAGCCGCCCAUCUCCUCCCGCCCUGCUUUACUUUGUUAUUACUUUUGUUACAGGACUACAGUUACAGACGAAACUACACACUGUCAUGAAGGGUUUCAACAAGAGAGGAUCCCAAUCAUAAUUAUUUUGAACUUAGUUUUUGGUUUUAAAUGCUCAGCUGAAACCUUGCUUUACUUAAAAAACUUAGUUUAUUUAGGUUUCAGUCUCCCUCACCACCACCACCCCAGCAGACACACCGCAACCCAGACUUUGUUACUCAGCUAUCAGUCUUCCUAAAGUUCUUUUCUUCGUCACAAUCAGCAAAGUUUCAUUUCGGUUUCUUCAUACCAGAUCUGGGUGAACUGUCGUUUUUCAAUUAUACUGGUUGCAUGCAUUUACUGUUGAAUGCCCCCACCUCCACCCUUCCCCGCAACAAGCGUAUUCCGUUUGUCUGUACGUGUCACUGGUCGUGAUAUCUGCUGCAUAACGUUUAUGUUCAUGUUCCAACUUAAUUUACUGAAAUAAAGUUAUAAAUACUGAAA
Messenger RNA from Pomacea canaliculata, 6566 nucleotides. Its product is annotated as lactadherin-like. The coding region runs from base 708 to 2354 and encodes 548 amino acids. The transcript is spliced from 12 exons. Lineage: Eukaryota; Metazoa; Mollusca; Gastropoda; Architaenioglossa; Ampullariidae. The record is from RefSeq and is a predicted model, not a curated record.